AUGGAGGUCUGUUCCGUUUUCGACCUGACCACGACGGCGCUGAGCCUCAGCUGGAAGGUCUACCAGUUCUUCCGGGCCGUCCAGGACGCGCCGGCCGAGGUCGGGGAGUAUCUCGAGGCCCUCGAGGCGACGCGGACCACGCUGCACGACGUCCAGGAGUAUGCCGCGGCCCACGAGAAGUCGUCGUUUGCGCGGGCCGACGGCCUGCAGCUGCGGACGCUGACGGCCGUGCUGAAGGACUGCGAGCUCGCGUUCGGGCUGCAGCUCUCGAGCAUGGAGACCUACCAGACGGGCGACGUCACGUCGCGGUUCACGCGGCUGCGCAAGGGGGCCGCGUUCGUCUUUGGCCGGGAGUCGAUGGCGAAGAACACGGGCAAGCUGCUGAUCUGGCGGGACCUCCUCGCCCACGCCAUGACGACGUCGAUCGGGCGCAAUACGAUUCUGCUCCGGGACCAGCUGCAGCCCAUGGGCGCCGACAUUCAGGACAUGAGCCAGAGGCUGAGGGACGACGAGAAGGAGCGGCAGAAGCUGUUCCAGACGUUUGGCCAGUAUCAAAAGGCGCUCGGCUCGGGCAUCGCCAUGCUGCUGGACUGUGCGCGCAGUGCCGGCAUCCGCAACACGACCCGCGUGGAGGAUCUGGGCAUGCAUUUUGCAGAGGAUCCGUUCCUGUCGGAAGAGCAGCAGCCUAGCUCGAGCGGAGGCGCAGAAGCGCCCACGAACGGCAGCACGGAUGGCUUGGUGGUACGGCCAGGAGGCACCGUCUCGGAGCCGGGCACGGCACCAACUGUGCAGGCGAACGACGAGUCGCCAAGUGCUGAGGCUUCUUACACCCAAGCACAUGCCAUCGAGGCUGCAUUCCGCGCCGUGGCCCAGACAGCGAGCCCGAAGCAGGUGGAGAUUCUGGACGCCAUACGAAAUCCAGAAGCGGCCCUGACGAUCCUCAACGACAAGCAGCCCUCGACACGUGCCGCCAAGUCACGACCGGUCCUGUCUGUCUUCUCCAAGUCGCUCGGCCCUCUGGCCAGGUCCGGGUCCGAUGUGGCAGCAACGGCAAUGGGCAGUAUGGACUUUAUGCUGAGCAUGAGCAUGAACGUCUACGGCGAGGUCGACGCCACGCUGUCCGAGGUCGCCGACGCCGCCGACCUCUGCCGCCGCGAGCUCGCGCUCAACCCGGGGGAGACGCUCUUCCGCCUGACGAGCCAGGUGUACCGCGUCAUGUUCAGCAUGAGCAUCAUGUGCUACGAGUUCGUGCUGUCGCGCGCCACGGCCAAGCUGGCCAUGAUCCACACGUUUCGUCCCAAGCUGGACGUCAAGCUGGCGGAGCUGCGUCGCGCCUGCGACCGCGUCACGCGCGAGGUCGACUUUCGCCAUCGCGUCGAGAUGCGGCGGGCGGGCCGGACGAUUGCCGCGCUGCAGGUCGAGCAGCAGAAGAUGGCGGGCAUGCUGCGGGACCAGAAGGCCAUUCUCGAGUCGGUCCGGCAGGAGAGGACCAUGAUGGAGGCCGCGCGCGAGCAGCAGCGGAUUCUGGAGCUCGUUCAGCAGAUUCAGUUUCAGAUGCAGGCGGAGCGGGCUGAGCGCAUGAUGAUCACGGCCACGGGGGAGUAG
This is a messenger RNA of Verticillium nonalfalfae, 1605 nucleotides long. RefSeq lists its product as uncharacterized. The transcript is spliced from 4 exons. Lineage: Eukaryota; Fungi; Ascomycota; Sordariomycetes; Glomerellales; Plectosphaerellaceae. The coding region runs from base 1 to 1605 and encodes 534 amino acids. The record is from RefSeq and is a predicted model, not a curated record.